AAUCUUUUUUUAAAUUUUGAAUUCUAGAAAAAUUUGAUUAAAUAUGCAUUAAAAAGGUAAACUUUGUACUCUAUUGUUUCUUAUAUCAAAAUUGAUGUAAGUAUGAGAUAUUCUAAUUCAACCAAUCAUAAGACAGAUUUAAUAAUUUUAAUUAUAUUAUUUUACUUUAUAUUAUUUUAAAAAAUAAAUUAAGAAAAUAUAAAUGGCAAGAACAAAGUAAACUGCAAGAAAGAGCACAGCUGGUAAUAAAAAGCCUACAAAACAUUUGGCAACAAAAGCAGCAAGAAAGACUGCCCCAGCAGUUGGAGCAACAGGAGGUUUGAAAAAGCCACACAAAUUCAGACCAGGAACUGUUGCACUUAGAGAAAUUAGAAAAUACUAAAAGUCAACAGAACUCUUAAUCAGAAAACUUCCAUUCUAAAGAUUAGUCAGAGAAAUUGCACAUGAAUUCUAAAAGGAACUCAGAUUCUAGAGUUCUGCUGUUUUGGCUCUUUAAGAAGCUGCUGAAGCAUAUCUUGUUGGAUUGUUCGAAGACACUAAUUUAUGUGCAAUUCAUGCAAGAAGAGUCACAAUUAUGUCAAGAGACAUCCAAUUAGCCAGAAGAAUCAGAGGAGAAAGGUUCUGAUCAAUUAAAAUUAUAUUCAAUUAAAUUUGAUAAAC
Messenger RNA from Paramecium sonneborni, 660 nucleotides. The record is from the annotation of a GenBank genome assembly. NCBI's taxonomy places the organism in Eukaryota, Ciliophora, Oligohymenophorea, Peniculida, Parameciidae.